CACAAGACAUAAUAAAGCGCGAAAAAAGAAACCUUGCUUCCAUCCCCCACCCAACUAAUCCUCUUCAUCCCACUCCACGGGCGGCGGCGAUCAACUAAUCGGACCCUCUCCGGCGACCACGCCUCCCUUUCCACCGCCACCUCGCUUCCUCGUCUCGUCGGAGUAAUGGCUCUGUCUUCACCUCAACGGAUUGCUCUCAUCGUCUCUUUCUUUGGCCUUCUGGCGUUCGUACUUGGUGUCAUCGCAGAAAAUAAAAAGCCUCCUUACGGAACUCCUAUCCAAGGGAAGGAUGCUAUCGUCUGCAAGUUCCCAAAUGACCCAACUAUUGCCAUGGGAAGCCUGUCCCUUGUGGCACUUGUAUUAGCUGCUAUUGUAGGGCAUGUUGCUAUCUUUCAUCCGUACUCGGGCCAGUCGGUUCCUCGCGGAGCAUUGUUUCAAAGCACCAGCUUGUCUGUGUUCUUCGUUGUUGCUGAGCUUGUUUCAGCCCUGGCUUUUGCAAUGUUGAUCUGGGCAACGGUCACAGAGAGCCUUCACCGCACCAAUAACAUCCACCAUGACAUGGAUUACCAGUGCCCUACUGCAAAGACCGGUCUAUUUGGUGGCGCUGCUUUCCUUGCCCUUGACGCCUCUCUCUUCUGGCUUGUUUGCCAGAUGCUGGCCCUCAAUGCAAGGGCUGACUAUCUAGAUGAGGAUGACAACAAGGGUGAAUAUGGCCAAGUUUUAGCUGCCGAAGUCGAUGGCUUGAAGGUCUGAGCCCAUGAGGCCAUACUCUUCAGGGUUUUAUGAUUAGUGUCACUUGGCUAUAUUAUGUCGUCAGCAAAGUUGCUUUAGCUCUCUUAAUUUGUAUAUACUUACACCGGUUGCAAAGUGCGUAUGUAAGGCCGUUGCUCAUUCAGCAUUUUCAGAUUUAGGUGUCAAUAAACUUCAUUCUUAAUACAAUUGGUUUGCUACUUCCCCAAGUGAAGUUAAUCUAACUUAUUAUCAUUGUGGUA
Phragmites australis (common reed) is the source of this 992-nucleotide messenger RNA. RefSeq lists its product as uncharacterized. Bases 166 to 753 code for a protein of 195 amino acids. The transcript has 4 exons. The record is from RefSeq and is a predicted model, not a curated record. NCBI's taxonomy places the organism in Eukaryota, Viridiplantae, Streptophyta, Magnoliopsida, Poales, Poaceae.